CCCUCUACUUCUUUCUCUCUGAGCUUUUCUUUAUACCUUAAUAGAAAAGAUAUCUCCUCUAUUUUUUCUUCAAUUAAUUUUCGUUAUAUAUCUGCAUAUUUCAUUUGUAUUAGCUUUUGGGAUUUCACUAUUGUUCUCUUACUAUCCAUUAGUUUCUGUUUUGUGAAGAGUGUCUGAAAGAAAAAUCAUCAAGAAUGGAAUUGUUCUCCGUCUCAGGGGAUAUUAGCUUAAACAAUAAAGGGUUUACAUUGAAAGUUAAAUUAUUUUGCAAAAUUUCACAGAUGGAAGGCAAAUCUGAAACUGCUGUUGAAAUAGAGGAACAUGUCAAACUCAAAGGCAAAGACAAAGAGCUAAGUGAUGCGAAUGGAGAGAAAACUAAAGUGGAACUUGAACUGAAGACCAAAUCGGUAGAAAAGGAAAAGCCAAAGCAGAAAGGGGACGAGGAGGGGAAAAAUAAGAAGCAGCAGCAGAAGAAGGAAGAUGAUGAAGGUGACCAUGAGAAAGAUAAAAACAAGGAAAAGAAGAAGAAGAAGAAGAAGAAAGAGGACGAGGCAAAAGAUGGUGGGGAUAAUUUAGAUGAGGAGUCGGAGGUAGAUAAUGAAACCAGAGAAACUAAUAAAAAGGAAGAGAAACAAGAUAAGCAAGACGAGAGAAAAGAAGAGAAGAAAAAGAAGAAGGAAGAACAUGUAGAUGAUGUGAAGGAGAAAGAUAAGAAAGAGAAGGAGAAAGAGAACAAGGAUAAAGAGACAAGGGAAGUCAAAGACAAAAGUUUGAGAAAUAAGGAAGAGGGGAUUAAGGAGCAUCUGGGGGAGGGGAAGGAAAAGUAUGAGGAGAAGAAGAAUGACAGGAAAGAAAAGAAAGAGAAAGAAAAGAAGGUCAAAGAAGAAGGGAAAAAGCUAGGUGAAGCAUCUGUGGAAGAAACAGAAAAAAAGAAUGAAAAAGAAGAAGACAAAGGGGAAGGGAAAAAGAAAAAGAAAGAGAAGAAACACAAUGAUGAAACAAAGGAUGUCGAAGAAAAGAAAGGUGAAGAGAAAGAAGAGAAGAAGAAGAAAAAGAAAAAGAAUGUGGAAAGGAAAGAGAAGCAUGAGGACGUAAUACAUGAAGGUGAAGAGAAGAAGGAAAAGGAAAAGAAAAAGGAAGUUAAUGAGUCAAAGAGCGAUGCCAAAGUUGUGUCAAGGGAGAUUAAACCAGAAUCAGAAGGAAAGGGGGAGAACGAGGAGGAAGAGAAAGAUAAGGCAAAGGAAAGUAAAGAGAAGAAGAAAGAUAAAGACAAGAAAGAGAAUGGUGAUAAGAUAAGGAAAAAUGGUGAGAAGGAUAAAAGCAAGGGCCUCAACAAUCUGAAAAAGAAGUUGGUGAAGAUUGAUAGAAAAAUUGAAACCCUCUUUGAGAAAAAAGCCAACAUUUUUAGACAGAUAAAUGAAGCUGAGAAUGCAAGCUCUGUUGCUGCUGAGAAGGACAAAGACACCCAAAUAGCUGAUUCCAAAUAGCCCCUGGUGCAAAAUGAUACACAGUUCCUUUCCCUUCACCUGUUGUAAGAUGUAAUACAAAGUAUGUUCCAAUAGAGGUAGUUUAAUGCGAUUAAAAUCCAAAAAACUGAAUAAAUAUGAACCAAACUGAAUUACAUAUCUAAUAAAAUGAUAUAAUUUUAGGUUUAUAAUAAAUAAUGAAGCCAAAUUCAACUGAAUUUCACAAAAUGGACAUCUAAGCUUUGAUG
Messenger RNA from Manihot esculenta (cassava), 1714 nucleotides. RefSeq names its product DNA ligase 1. Lineage: Eukaryota; Viridiplantae; Streptophyta; Magnoliopsida; Malpighiales; Euphorbiaceae. Bases 195 to 1487 code for a protein of 430 amino acids. The transcript is spliced from 2 exons. The record is from RefSeq and is a predicted model, not a curated record.